CUCCCUCCCUCCCCCCCUCCGGGGUUCCUUUGGUCCCAUGUUUACACUAGCUUGUAGCCAUGGCCAGCUGCGUGGAUCCCCUUGUGGUAGGGAGAGUGAUAGGUGAGGUGGUGGAUCUCUUCGUUCCCACCGUGACCAUGACGGUGAGCUAUGGAUUGAAGCAUGUCAACAACGGCUGUCACGUGAAGCCAUCGAUGGCUAUCAACCCUCCGAUGGUCCAGAUCGCAGGCCGAGGAUCUGAUCUCUACACUCUGGUCACUAUUGAUCCAGAUGCACCCAGUCCUAGUGAACCGACCAUGAGGGAGUGGCUCCACUGGGUGGUGGUUAAUAUACCAGGUGGAACAGAUCCCUCCCAAGGGGAGGAGGUGGUGCCGUACAUGGGACCGCGGCCGCCGGUCGGGAUCCACCGCUACGUUCUGGUGCUUUUCCGGCAGAAGUCGAGGUUCUCGAUGGGGAUGGGGCUGUCUCUGCCGGCGUCCCGCGCCAACUUCAACACCCGUGCCUUCGCCGCCCACCAUGACCUCGGCCUCCCCGUCGCCGCCGUUUACUUUAAUGCCCAGAAGGAGCCCGCCAAUCGCCGCCGCUGAAUGCCCCUCCAUCUCGUCCAUCGUCCCAUGCAUUCUCGCAGUACUUUGCUCUGGUCCUUUACUCUUGGGUGCUUUUUCUCUUAGUUUGCGGAACUCUGUACGUUGCAGCAAUAAAUUAAUACCUCCACAUGCUUUCAUGGAAGGGAUGUGGUGGUGGCGUCUGUCAUAUAUAAAUCAGUGUGUUGCAUAAGUUGAAUGAUAUUAUGGAUUAUGGUUAUAGUUUUUGAUUGAUUCUUA
Messenger RNA from Phoenix dactylifera (date palm), 824 nucleotides. RefSeq names its product protein MOTHER of FT and TFL1 homolog 1-like. Lineage: Eukaryota; Viridiplantae; Streptophyta; Magnoliopsida; Arecales; Arecaceae. The record is from RefSeq and is a predicted model, not a curated record.